Messenger RNA from Acanthochromis polyacanthus (spiny chromis), 2180 nucleotides. RefSeq names its product coiled-coil domain containing 115 (gene vma22). Bases 135 to 866 code for a protein of 243 amino acids. The transcript has 5 exons. Gene Ontology annotation, cellular component: extrinsic component of endoplasmic reticulum membrane. The record is from RefSeq and is a predicted model, not a curated record. Gene Ontology annotation, biological process: vacuolar proton-transporting V-type ATPase complex assembly. NCBI's taxonomy places the organism in Eukaryota, Metazoa, Chordata, Actinopteri, Pomacentridae.
GACUACAUGCGACACAUGAUACAAUACGGAAGUACUAAACGCCUGCAAGGGUAUGUUUCUGGUACGGUCGAGCGUCGAACUGCUUGCUAGUUGUGUUAAAAGAAAAAGUAUUUGAGCUGCUACUAAUACUCAGGAUGGGUGUGUCUGAAGUGGAAGAAUCUUCUCUGCAACUGGACGAAAAGCUGAUGCGUUUCAUGGACCAACUGGAGCUGCUGGAGGAGAAACGAGCCACCCUCAAUUCCCUCAUAGAGCAGGGGUGGUUUUCAAUGUCCAAGGCUCGGUACUCCAUGGGCAACAAACAAGUCUCUGUGCUUCAGUAUGCAAGUGAGAUGAAGCCGCUGGUCUGUGUUAAUGCAAGAAUGCAGGACAAUGGUGAGGUCCAGUUCUGCACCGAACAACAAACGGAGAAGUCUAGCAAAGAGUCUGCAAAAGAUCUAAGACCUGCAGAGGACAUUGGGCCUCAAGAAGAAGGUGGUGGUGUCAGGAGGAGAAAUAAGCCAAAAAAGACAGAAAAAGAUCCAAGUGAGGAUGCAAGUAGCAAAAAGGCUCCAGAAGUGAGCCCAGUAAGAAAAAGUGAACAUAAUCCACAGCAAGAUCCGCUGAAAUGGUUUGGGAUUUUGGUGCCACAGUCUCUUAAACAAGCACAAUCGUCGUUCAAGCAAGUUAUAGAACUGUCUGCUGAGAUCGCGACGCUCCAGAUUGCAGUUUUAAACACCAGACAGGAGCUGAAGGACGGCUUGAAAAGCAAACAUGCCGCAGAGGAGCGGCUCAGCAGCUCAGCUGGACAAGAUGGUCGACUAAAUAACUCUAUUGCGUCAAAACAGGUGGAGAAUGGAGAGGAGCUUCCAUCCACAGAGAGUCGGUAGAUGAUGAUCAGCAGUGAUCCUCCUGAUAGAACUGGAAAUACAGACGUACGUUGACUGAUUGAUAAUAGAUUAUGACAGAUCUUGUGCUGUUGUGCUGAUAUUUGUGUGGUUUAUUUUAGCUGUAUUUGUACAUAGUGUAUUUGAAGAUUUCUAAAUUAAAUGUGUUUAUAAUAAAUGGCUGCUACUACUUCCUGAUAAGACAGCCUUUUAUAAGUUAUAAUUAAUGACUGUAUUAAUUGUCACAAAAUUGAUCCGUUAUGAUGCAUAAACCAAAAUAAUUUAAGUUUGGCAGCAUGUAGAAAGUCAUUAAUUUGGUCAUUCUGGAGUGUUGGUAAUCCAUUAAAAAUGUUAUUGAAUGCAUUUUGACCCAGAUCCUCUGCAGAGUUAUGGAAUGAAAAUAAGGUUAUGGAAUGAAUAAUCAUACUGUAAUCUGUGUAAAAUAGAGCUAAAUUAACCAACAGUUUGUGAAAUACCUGAAUAAUAUGUUGAAAUUCAAGUAAUUACAAUAACUUUUGAUCAACAAUUAAUUUCCACAACUUUUACUAGGUAUUGUGUUAUGUCAUUAUAGACAUGUCGUGUCUAAAUGCCUCUUUUCAAGUCUGCUUCAGUUUCAUUGUUGGCAGCUUGUAGAAAGCUGUUCAUCUGGUAAUAAUAAAGUUACACGUGUCAGUAAUCCUUUAAGAAAUGUUAUCAUUUAAUAGAUUUAGGCUCCAAACCUCUGCAGCCCUUUUCCAGAUUAAUGCAUCCCAAAUGUUCAAUAUCAAAUGAAUAAAAAUGGUGUUCACAAACAAUUAUAAAUUAAAGAUACAUUAACCAAUCAUUUGUGAAAUAACUGAAAAUAGUUUUUUAUAUUAAAGUGACUAUAAUGACAUUUCAUUUCACCAUUAAUUGUCAUGUCUUUUAUUGCAUUACAGGUGUUUCAUGUCAUAUUUUCUUUAAGUAAUUUUUCCCUGUGGGAUAUCUAAUAUGAUUUUAUUUGAUGUUUGCUAUGCUUACUAUUUUCUUAUUUUUAAAAUGUUGUUUGUUUACUGGAUUUCGGCUUUUUAUUAGUUUGUUGUAGUGUCCGUUUGUGCAAGGAAACUUUAAAUCAACCUUUAAGAGGUACAAACAGACAGAAAUGACCAUCUUCUUAUGUUUAAUGAUUUUUAACAUAAUUUACAACAGAAACAGUAAAUGACUUAUUAAUACAAUAUUACUUAUUAGUCAUUAACUUUUUAAAACUAUUGUUCCAAAUAGCAACCAUUGCAUUGUGUCAGUGCUGUUAUUUGUUUUUUGCUCUACAGAACUGCAAUAAAUAAUGCUUGAUUUUAAAUA